Puntigrus tetrazona (Sumatra barb) is the source of this 996-nucleotide messenger RNA. It is a transcript of the gene twist1a, whose product is annotated as twist family bHLH transcription factor 1a. The record is from RefSeq and is a predicted model, not a curated record. NCBI's taxonomy places the organism in Eukaryota, Metazoa, Chordata, Actinopteri, Cypriniformes, Cyprinidae. The transcript has 2 exons. Gene Ontology annotation, molecular function: DNA-binding transcription factor activity, RNA polymerase II-specific; protein dimerization activity; RNA polymerase II transcription regulatory region sequence-specific DNA binding. Gene Ontology annotation, biological process: developmental process; regulation of transcription by RNA polymerase II. The coding region runs from base 122 to 655 and encodes 177 amino acids.
GCCUCCAAACUUCCCUUCAAGUUUGAGAAACACCUCCGUGACGCGCAAGAGGAGAAAAGGGACCCCGUUCCGCCGGACAGAGGGCAACUACAUUACUCGCGUUCUCCAAACAUCAGAGGUGAUGUUUGAAGAAGAGCCGACGCAAGAGGAGCCCAGCUCCCCGGAGUCUCCAGUGGACAGUCUGGGCAACAGCGAGGAGGAGCCAGACGGGCGACAGCAGAAGCGCUGCAGCAGGAAAAGACGCCAGAGCAGAAAGAGCGGCGAGGACGCGGACAGCCCGACGCCCGGCAAGCGGAGCAAGAAGUGCGUCGUCGGCGGCGGCGGCGGCAGCGGCAGCGGCAGCCCUCAGUCUCUGGAGGACCUGCAGACGCAGCGCGUCAUGGCGAACGUGCGCGAGCGUCAGAGGACUCAGUCGCUGAACGAGGCGUUCGCGUCGCUGCGCAAAAUCAUCCCCACGCUGCCCUCGGACAAGCUCAGCAAAAUACAGACGCUCAAGCUCGCGGCGCGCUACAUCGAUUUCCUGUGCCAGGUCCUGCAGAGCGACGAGCUGGACUCCAAGAUGUCCAGCUGCAGUUACGUGGCGCACGAGAGACUCAGCUACGCGUUUUCCGUCUGGAGAAUGGAGGGCGCGUGGUCCAUGUCAACAUCCCACUGACGCACUGGCACGGUUUUCGGAGGAGCUGAACUCGCCGGGAGAGCGAAACCGAACGAUGGAUUAUAAAGGGAAGGUUCUGGGAAGGUUCUUUGCGCGCCACGACGCGGAGCAGGAAUUACAAUCAGAUCCGUGCGACCGUGGAAAACGUGCUCUUCUGCCGGAGACGUCGUAUUUAUUACAGAACCGAUGAAGAAACUCGGCUCGUAACGAGACAUGUCCUAGAAGAGACAUUUAUUUAUUUAUUAUUGAUCGUCACGAUGCGGAAUAGAUCUGGUGUCUAUGCAUUUUCUAUUUUAAAUACGAUGUAAAUAUGUGUAUAUUUUCUGCAAUAAAAUAAUUUG